UUCUAUCUCAGGCCUUCUGCCUGGCAAGGACUUCAGGCCUGACUGACCGACAGGGUGAGUGUAAAUAAUGAAGCUGUUGGGGAACAGCUAGGGGCCUGGGAGAGAGAACCCAACAGAUGGAGCGGGCCUCUUCCCUUCCCACGUGUCGCAUCACAGGAUUCUGAUGGCAGAGGUGGAGGCUGGGGCAGCCGUGGAGCUCCGGGGACUGUCCCCUGAAGUGCCCGAUGAGCUACUCACUCUCUACUUUGAGAACUACCGUCGCUCAGGUGGAGGGCCUCUGUUGAGCUGGCAGAGACUAGGCUGUGGGGGCAUCCUCAUCUUUCAAGAUCCCGCAGACGCGAAAAGGGUCUUAACCCGGGCGGAGCACCAGCUAGCUGGUGUGCGCCUGAGCCUGAGGCCAGCGCCCCCAAGGGCCCCUGAACGUGUGCUUCUCCACCAACUGCCACCGGGCACUUCACCUCUGAGCCUGGAACAACAUGUUCAGGCUCUGCUGCGUGCCAUGGGGCACCCAGCGCAGGCUUGCCGUGCGCUGGCCAGUCCUCGGCAGGACUGUGCUCUGGUCCAGUUAUCCAUGCCCCUUUCUGAAGCAGAUGUCUGUGCCCUGGAGGAGCAGGCCCGGAAUCUGCCUCUGAAUGGUGUCACAGUAUCCUUGGCCUGGGUGCCCCAGACCCGAGCAGUACGCGUGGUGGACAGCGCCACCCCAGUGGACCCCUUGCUGCUGGAGCUGUACCUGGAGAAUAAGCGUCGCAGUGGUGGGGGACCCUUGGAGGGCCUGCGCAGCCUGCCCAGGCAACUGGGUACUGUUAUCAACUUUCAGGAGUGGCAGGUGGCUGAACGGGUGCUGAAGCAGAAACACUGGCUGCAGGGCUCUGAGUUGAGCCUUGUCCCCCACUACGAUGUAUUGGAGCCAGAGGAGCUUGCUGACGGCGCCAGUGAAGGGGAUCACCCUAGCAUGCAGGAAUCUGGAGCCACUGAGCAUGCUCUCUUAGAUCCUGGAGGGCAGGCCGAGACCCUGACUAUGACUGUGGGCUCUGAGGAGGCACCAGGACAAUUAGGAGCCUCUCUAAGGACAGGUCCUGUGGAGGCUUCAGGACAAGACGUGCCAGUUGAUUCAGGGCCUGUGAAGUCUCUGGAGCAAGAGGAGCCUAUAAACCAGGGAGCUAUGGGAUCUCCAGAGAAGGCUGGUUUCACAAGCGAGGGGAUUAUGGGGUCUGCAAGCCCAGUAGGUUCAGUAGAAAGCUUUAUAGGGCUCUCAGGGCAUGGAGGAUCUAUGGCCUCAUACUCUAUGGAAGUUCAGAGGCCGGAGGGCCUGGAUGAAGUGGCCACUGGCUCACCAGAGCAAGAGGGACUAAUGGCCACAGAGUCUCCAGAGAGAGAGCUGGAGAGCCCUGGGUAUGAGGAGUUGCAGAGGCAAGAGGAACCGGUGGAGAUAGUAAUGUUAAUGGAUUCAGGGGCCGUGCGCUUCCUGCAGCUCUACCAUGAGGACCUUCUUGCCAGCCUGGAAGAUGUUGCCCUUUUCCCACUUGAAGGAGUAGAUGUAACUGGCUUUCGGCUUUGUGGACCUAGGGCCCCAUGCCAGGCAGCCCAAGAGUUGCUGCAGAGUCUGCUGGACAGCAUUAGCUGCCACACGCUGAACAUGAAGCACCCGGGCAGUGCCCGGUUCCUGCUGGCUGUGGAGGGGCAGCACCUUCUUCACGGAUUGGAGGCCCAGUUCCAGUGUGUCUUUGGGACAGAACAUCUGGCCAGCGCUACCCUGGACCUAGAUCCUGAAAGGGCUGAUCCCAUUGAGGCCCUCCAUGGCCACAGUACAGGCAGCUAUCAGGAGACCAUGAGACUGGAGGAAGUCAAAGAGCUGCUGGCUACCCUGGAAGGCCUUCAUGGAGAGAACUGGCUGCCUAUGGAGAUGCGGAGGGAGAAAGCUGGAGAGCAGCCAGAGGAGACCACCCUUGAGCAGCAGGAGGAAAAAUCCACACUUGAGGCUAGGGCAGAGCCUGUGGCCCUCAGCACUGGGACACCUGGACAGUUAGAAGAAGAGGCCACCCUGCAGCUGGCUAUCCACCGGUCCUUGGAGUCUCAAGGCCAAGUGGUGGAGCAGCAGGAGGCCAGCGCACUAAGGCGAGCCAUGGCCCUCUCCCUGUUAGAAGCAGAAGAGCCCCUGGGUGAGGGCAGUGGAGGCAGGGUGCAGCUGGUGGUACACACUUCCUUCCAGCAGGAUAUGGAUGAAUUGGAUCGGGCAUUGUCGGCUGCCUUGGAGGUGCACCUUCGGGAGGAGACAGUGAGUCUUCAGGGCUGUGUGCUGCCCUCAGAGCUUGGGACUCGCCUGGAGAGGUGCCAUGAUGUGAGCGUCACCCUGCAUGGCGACCGCGCCAUCAUCCGUGGCUUUGGGGUUCAGCCUGCCCGCGCAGCUCGCCAUUUGGCUGCUCUGCUCGUUGGACCCUAUGACCAGAAUUCGACCUUUCCGUUGGAGGCGUCAAACAACUUGUCAGAGCAGAGCCUGAAGGAACCUUUGGGCAGGCUGGAGGCCCUGGAGGAGAAUUCCAAGGAGUUCCAGGAUGUGGUGCAGGCCUUUUAUGAUUCCUUGGAUGCUGCCCACAGCAGGAUCAGAAUUGUUCGGGUGGAACGUGUGUCACACCCACUGCUGCAGCAACAGUACCAGCUGCACCGGGAACGCCUGAUGCAAUGCUGCCAGCAACGCCCCGUGGAGCAGGUCCUCUACCACGGCACAUCGGAGUCUGCAGUGCUUGACAUCUGUGCCCACGGUUUCAACCGCAGCUUUUGUGGCCGAAACGGCACACUCUACGGGCAAGGCGUGUACUUCGCCAAGCGUGCCUCCAUGUCGGUACUGGAUCGCUACUCACCUCCCAACAGUGAAGGCCACAAGGCGGUGUUUGUGGCACGGGUGCUGACCGGUGACUAUGGACAGGGCUCCCGCGAUCUGAAGGCGCCUCCUUUGAGGGCCUCCGAUCAGGUCCUUCGCUACGACAGCGCCGUGGACUGCCUCCAACAACCCAAUAUCUUUGUCAUCUUUCACGACACUCAAGCUCUGCCUACUCAUCUAAUCACCUGCAAGAACAUACUCCGGAGUACCCCCUGAUAACUCCCUUGGUCUCCUGAAUCUCUUUCGUGGACAUUUGACUUAAGAAGCCCUGCCUAAGCUACAGAGCUUCCCCUGGGGUGCUCCUGCCUCUGGCUGGAAAGCCAAGAUUACAGUGGACUAGGGAGGGCAGACCUAACUGGUUCCUUGGCCUGCACGACCGCCAGGGGUCAGCAGAACACGGCAGGAGGGUGCACUGCCAGACACGCCCCGUCUUGGUUGGGCCGCGCCCUAGUCCAGCUCUGUCUUUGAAUAAACCUGUACUUGAAAACCA
This is a messenger RNA of Myodes glareolus (Bank vole), 3368 nucleotides long. RefSeq names its product poly(ADP-ribose) polymerase family member 10 (gene Parp10). Gene Ontology annotation, biological process: protein poly-ADP-ribosylation; negative regulation of gene expression. Gene Ontology annotation, cellular component: cytoplasm; nucleus. Gene Ontology annotation, molecular function: NAD+ poly-ADP-ribosyltransferase activity; transcription corepressor activity. NCBI's taxonomy places the organism in Eukaryota, Metazoa, Chordata, Mammalia, Rodentia, Cricetidae. The record is from RefSeq and is a predicted model, not a curated record.